GCUGGAAAUGAACAGCGACAAAGAGAGAUUGCAGGCAAUGUUUCGUGAAAGGUCGGCCAACACCGAUGAAGUCCUUAAGCUCAUGCGAUCAACAUAUCCAUUGCAACGUAGGGACAUUAACUCUGAAGUGAUGCCAAUGAGAGAACUGUUGUGUGCAUGGCCCUUCUUGUUCGUCCCUUCUGGUCUCUUCUGUCACUUUAGUGCCCUAUGCAGUUUUGAUAUUCAAGACAGACUAAGGGAGUCGCUGCAAAAGAAGAAGGAUGUAGUUCUCAAACUAAUGAGACUGGACAAGAGGACAGAAAAUGAGUAUACCAAGCUAAUGGAAGACAUUGCAAAAGCUGGAGACAAUGCAAGUCCAGAAGCUGGGUGCUUGGCACUGAUGAUACUACUUGUGACAUGGUUCGGCGAAGAGAGGGACUGCCUCAUUCUGAGGAAAGAUCCAUUUCUAACUGCUGCUGAAGUCGAGGAGGACCUGCCAAUUUCUCCUUGCAUUAUAGCACUGGGGGAUGAUCUGUGGACUGCCCACGAGUACGCACUCAGCAUUGAUGGCAGGCUCAUGGUUCAGAAGAUACCAGACGUCCCUACGGCAUGGGCUGCACUCUUCGCGAGUCACUAUUGCUUUAACAUCUGCUACGCUGAAGGCCUGUCAUCGACCCUCGAGUUCCUUCAGAGAGGUUUCCUGAGCAUGAACCCUGACCGUGGCACCAGAGCCAAGCGCUCCAAGUCGGAAGUGAACAAGAAAGUACUUAACCUGGUCAAGAAAAUAGCAGAGCUGGAGUGGAAUGUGUGAGGCUGUCGGUCAUCUUAUGUGGGAACGAGGCAUGCGACAUGGGGCUCGGGCUCAUUCAACGCAAGGUCUUGGCACCAGGAAGAUUUCAGCAGCCAUAAGCAAUGGCACUUGGGUCUAAAUUUGGUGAGUAUGAUAAUGAUCGAGCACCCAGCUGCUUGUGUGAAAAAAAAAAGGGGGGGACACU
Messenger RNA from Ixodes scapularis (black-legged tick), 974 nucleotides. Its product is annotated as sterile alpha motif domain-containing protein 3-like. The record is from RefSeq and is a predicted model, not a curated record. Bases 8 to 790 code for a protein of 260 amino acids. The transcript is spliced from 5 exons. NCBI's taxonomy places the organism in Eukaryota, Metazoa, Arthropoda, Arachnida, Ixodida, Ixodidae.